Messenger RNA from Penicillium bovifimosum, 1551 nucleotides. RefSeq names its product DExD/H-box ATP-dependent RNA helicase DHH1 (gene dhh1). Gene Ontology annotation, molecular function: mRNA binding; ATP binding; RNA helicase activity. Lineage: Eukaryota; Fungi; Ascomycota; Eurotiomycetes; Eurotiales; Aspergillaceae. Gene Ontology annotation, biological process: cytoplasmic stress granule assembly; P-body assembly. The record is from RefSeq and is a predicted model, not a curated record. Bases 1 to 1551 code for a protein of 516 amino acids. The transcript has 3 exons. Gene Ontology annotation, cellular component: P-body; cytoplasmic stress granule.
AUGGCUGACGCACUUGCUGCACAGCUCAGCAACACAAAGCUGGAAGCACCAGAGAAAAGAUUGCAGGACACAUUGAAUCUCCCCCCCAAAGAUGCCCGCCCACAAACUGAGGAUGUCACUGCCACAAAAGGCCUCGAGUUUGAGGAUUUCUAUAUCAAACGUGAACUCAUGAUGGGUAUUUUCGAGGCUGGGUUCGAGAAGCCGUCCCCUAUCCAAGAAGAGACAAUACCGGUUGCGCUCACAGGAAGAGACAUUUUGGCCCGAGCUAAGAAUGGCACUGGGAAAACUGCUGCCUUCGUUAUCCCCACACUUGAGCGCAUCAAUCCUAAAAGCACUAAGACCCAGGCCUUGAUCUUGGUCCCCACUCGAGAACUCGCUCUCCAGACAUCCCAGGUCUGCAAAACCCUCGGCAAACAUCUCGGUAUCAAUGUUAUGGUCACCACUGGUGGAACCGGCUUGAUGGACGACAUCAUCCGGUUGAAUGACCCUGUUCAUAUUCUGGUCGGCACCCCCGGUCGAGUCUUGGAUUUGGCCAGCAAAGGUGUCGCCGACUUGGCUGAAUGCCCAACUUUUGUCAUGGAUGAGGCAGAUAAAUUGCUAUCGCCCGAGUUCACUCCUGUUAUUGAGCAACUGCUCUCUUUCCACCCCAAGGAUCGUCAGGUCAUGCUUUUCAGUGCUACUUUCCCUUUGAUCGUUAAGUCUUUCAAGGACAAGCACAUGCGCAACCCCUACGAAAUCAACCUCAUGGAUGAACUGACCCUGCGGGGUAUUACUCAAUACUAUGCUUUCGUUGAGGAAAAACAAAAGGUUCAUUGCUUGAAUACCCUUUUCUCGAAGCUCCAGAUCAACCAGUCCAUCAUCUUUUGCAACUCGACCAACCGAGUCGAGCUAUUGGCGAAAAAGAUUACCGAACUCGGCUAUUCGUGCUUUUACUCCCAUGCCCGGAUGCUUCAGCAGCACCGUAAUCGAGUGUUCCACGACUUUCGCAAUGGCGUGUGCCGCAACUUGGUUUGCUCUGACCUGUUGACUCGCGGUAUCGAUAUCCAAGCAGUCAACGUUGUCAUCAACUUCGACUUCCCGAAGAACGCGGAGACGUAUCUUCACCGCAUCGGUCGUUCGGGUCGAUUCGGACACUUGGGUCUCGCUAUUAACCUCAUCAACUGGGAGGAUCGCUUCAAUCUCUACAAGAUUGAACAGGAAUUGGGCACCGAAAUUCAACCCAUCCCGCAAAACAUCGAUAAGAAACUUUAUGUCUAUGAUUCUCCAGAGAACAUCCCUCGCCCUAUCUCCAACCCUCCGCCGGAUACUGGAGCUGGGUCCGUAAACACAAACGGAGACCGUCAGCCUCGCCGCAACUACCACAAUGGCCAACCUGGUCAUCAACACAGUCAGGGUCAACAUGGUCAGGGUCAGCACGGCCAAUACUACAACCGGGGUCGUGGGUCUUAUCGUGGUCGCGGACAGGGUCAACGCCGUGGGACACACAAUGACGCCAACCGGAUCACCUUUGGUCAGCCGAAUCCAGGUCAAUCCCAAGCACCAACCUCCUAG